UACAGAGAGAAUACUGCAUUGGUACAAACGAUGCAGACCCAGUGUCAGACUUGUGCUUCUUGCAGGAUAUAAUUUAGCUAGAGGUUGCUGAAUUUAUCACAUUAUUUAUUUGGUAGACUUCAUAGAGGGAAAAUGUCACAUAUGCUGCAGGCAGCUGAAAGGGUGAAAUGGAACAAAGAGACAGCAUUGAAGAGAACAGCCUUCCUGUUAGCUGCAGCUUAUGGAGUCAAGCUUGUGUACCCCAUCCUCUGCAAGCGGCUCAGUCGUAGCCCCUACACACUCCGCAGAGAAGAGGCUCAGCCGCACCACAACCAUCUGGGCACCUGCAAGAAGUCUUCCCCUGCAGUCAAUGUGGAAUUUUACCAACAGCUGCGUGAGCUCAGGAAAAUCCUCUUCCCAAGACUGUUUACCAAGGAGCUGGGGCUGCUUUCUGUGCACUCCUUAGCUUUAAUUUCCAGGACGUUUCUAUCAGUUUACGUUGCGGGUCUGGAUGGAAAAAUAGUAAAAAGCAUUGUGGAAAAAAAGCCACGGAGCUUCUUAAUCAAGCUAAUGAAGUGGCUGUUGAUAGCCAUCCCUGCCACUUUUGUGAAUAGCGCAAUCCGCUACUUGGAGUGCAAAUUGGCGCUGGCCUUCCGCACUCGCCUGGUUGACCAUGCAUACGAAACCUACUUUGCUGAUCAGACUUAUUAUAAGAUUAUCAAUAUGGACGGAAGGCUGGCCAAUCCUGAUCAGUCACUAACUGAGGAUAUUAUGAUGUUUUCUCAGUCGGUAGCUCAUUUAUAUUCCAACCUUACCAAGCCCAUCCUAGAUGUGGUGCUGACAUCCUACACUCUCAUUCAGACUGCCAGAUCUAGAGGAGCUAAUCCCCUGGGGCCUACAUUACUAGCAGGGCUAGUGGUUUAUGCAACAGCCAAAGUCCUUAAAGCAUGCUCACCUAAAUUUGGUAAACUUGUGGCAGAAGAAGCACAUAGAAAAGGUUACCUGCGAUAUGUUCAUUCCAGAAUUAUAGCCAAUGUGGAAGAAAUCGCAUUUUAUAGAGGUCACAAGGUAGAGAUGAAUAAACUCCAGAACAGUUAUAUGGCACUGGCAGACCAAAUAAACCUUAUCCUUUCCAAACGCCUGUGGUAUGUUAUGAUAGAACAGUUCCUGAUGAAAUACGUGUGGAGCGGUAGUGGAUUAGUAAUGGUUGCUGUUCCCAUCAUCACUGCAACAGGCUUUGCAGAUGGAGAUAUAGAGGAUGGACAUAAACAAGCAAUGGUGAGUGAACGCACUGAAGCUUUCACAACAGCUAGAAAUUUACUUGCUUCCGGAGCUGAUGCCAUCGAAAGAAUUAUGUCUUCAUACAAAGAGGUAACAGAAUUAGCAGGCUAUACUGCAAGAGUGCACAAUAUGUUUUCAGUCUUCAAUGAAGUUAAGAAAGGAAUAUACAAAAGAUCUUAUAUCCAAGAAUCCAAGAAUCACAAAAAAAAGGAAGAAAAAACAGAAUUACAUAUCGAUGGACCCUUGGAAAUCAAAGGUAAAGUGGUUGAUGUUGAUCAUGGAAUUAUCUGUGAGAACGUUCCUAUCAUUACACCAAAUGGAGAUGUGGUGGUUUCCAAACUGAAUAUUAAAGUAGAAGAAGGGAUGCACCUUCUGAUUACUGGUCCGAAUGGUUGUGGAAAAAGUUCUUUGUUCCGAAUUCUAGGUGGUCUCUGGCCUGUCUAUGAAGGAGUUCUCUACAAACCUCCUCCUCACAAGAUGUUCUAUAUUCCACAAAGACCAUAUAUGUCAAUAGGAACACUGAGAGACCAGGUUAUCUAUCCUGACUCAGUGGAUGACAUGCAUGAAAAAGGCUACCAAGACCAGACUCUGCAAUCUAUUCUAGACAUUGUUCACCUGAAUCAUAUAGUACAACGAGAAGGAGGAUGGGAUGCAGUUAUGGACUGGAAAGAUGUUUUAUCAGGAGGUGAAAAGCAGAGGAUGGGAAUGGCACGGAUGUUCUACCAUAAGCCACAAUAUGCAUUACUGGAUGAAUGCACUAGUGCAGUAAGCAUAGAUGUGGAAGGGAAGAUAUUUCAAGCUGCAAAGGAUGCUGGGAUAAGCCUGCUUUCCAUCACCCAUCGACCAUCACUUUGGAAAUAUCAUACUCAUUUGUUGCAAUUUGAUGGAGAAGGAGGUUGGAGAUUCGAACAACUUGAUACUGCUACGCGUUUGUCGCUAAGUGAAGAGAAACAAAGACUUGAAUCUCAGCUUGCUGGAAUUCCGAAAAUGCAACAGCGUUUGAAUGAACUGUGCAAAAUCUUAGGAGAAGAUUCCGUCCUUAAAACAAUAGAUGAAGAUGAAUAGUUCAUCAGUACUUCAAUAUCCUAUUCAUUUUUAUUAUUAUUAUUAAUAAUAAUAAUAAUAAUAAUGAAGAUUACAGAGUAUGAUUAAUUGACAAAGGUAUGGUAUGCAUGGGUUGUUAUAUAUUUAGGUCUGAUUGCACAAAAGAAUAUGUUUAAAAAUGUAAGAGUAAUAUAUUUGUUAUAGGGAGAAUAUCAAAAUGUAUGGACUGUAUUCUUAUUUGAUAAUUUAUUAACUUCACAAGGACUAUCCCAUAUUUUGCAUAGUUUUUAUUAAAGUAAUUUCUAGUGGGGGUAUUUCAAAUUACAAAGAAAAACAAGAGGGCAUCAGAUGUGUGUGGGGUAUUUUGGUAUAUCAUGUUCCCCCUUCACUAUACGCUGCUUUAUACAAAAUAAAAAUAGAAAUAGUGUACAUUUCUAUUUUUUUUAGAUACACCUUACAAUACAGAAAAAACAUUGUGGUCGAUUUCAGCCUUUCCAGUUUUGUUCCCCAAUAUUGAAAAAAGUGAACAUACAGUAUGUUGUUUUUUUAACCUAGUGAUCACAAUCUUUCCAAGUCAAACACAGCCGAAAUCGAUAACUCACAUGAUAUUUAAUCUUUAUUUUCUCACAACAGCACCCUGAACUACCGCUAAUAAAUACUGAUCACUGAAAUAUGAAAUGGGUAAAAGGGUUUAAUGGAGUCAGGGUGUGGGUGUUUUGCAAUAGGAUACAGCGGAGUUAAGUAAUCUGAAUGCCAUUUGUUUAUGAGACUGAUGUUUGAUCAAUGAUGAUUUUUAAACUUUUAGGCCUAGAUUACAAGUGCAACGCAAAAUUGCACUUUCGCAGGCGAGAUAUUUGCGCUCUACUAUGCAUGCGCUGGUAUUACAAAUUAAGUGCAAUGCAAACGCGACCUCGCGUUCGCAUUUCUUGGAAGCCUUGCGCUCAUGAGAGCUUGCUUCCAUAGGCUCCAAUGAGAGGGCCUCCUUCUCAUGCCGUGAGAUACGGCAAAGAACCUAGCGCAGUGCAGGGGUUAAGUCGAGCAGCUUUGGGCAGCAAAUUAAACAUAUAUGUGUAUGAAUAUAUACAUAUAUAUUUAUGUGUUUAUAUGUGAAAAUACACAUAUUGACACAUGAAUAUAUAUGUAUAUAAGCAUAAACCGUACAUAUAUAUUUA
This is a messenger RNA of Bombina bombina (fire-bellied toad), 3476 nucleotides long. RefSeq names its product ATP binding cassette subfamily D member 2 (gene ABCD2). Bases 133 to 2325 code for a protein of 730 amino acids. The record is from RefSeq and is a predicted model, not a curated record. NCBI's taxonomy places the organism in Eukaryota, Metazoa, Chordata, Amphibia, Anura, Bombinatoridae. The transcript has 10 exons. Gene Ontology annotation, biological process: long-chain fatty acid import into peroxisome; very long-chain fatty acid catabolic process; fatty acid beta-oxidation. Gene Ontology annotation, cellular component: peroxisomal membrane. Gene Ontology annotation, molecular function: ATP binding; ATP hydrolysis activity; long-chain fatty acid transmembrane transporter activity.